Striga asiatica is the source of this 360-nucleotide messenger RNA. The record is from the annotation of a GenBank genome assembly. Lineage: Eukaryota; Viridiplantae; Streptophyta; Magnoliopsida; Lamiales; Orobanchaceae.
AUGCUAGAAAGAAGUGGAGCAAAGUUGCGAACAUUCGCUCUUCACAUUCUGAUUCCCAAUCUACGGUGUUCUUGUGAAUUUUCCGGUGUUAGUGAGUGUUCUGAGCCAAUACAGUCUUUGCUGGAAAUUUUCUUGCAUGCAUUCUGGUGGUGGCCCCCAACAGUGAGGAGGCAGCGACCAUGGCCGGGGAACUCCGCCCCUGCAUUUGCAUCGCCUUCUUCAUCUUCUUCAUCAGCCCAACAAGCCGCCCUGGACCCAUCAACCCGCAGCCGAAUGAUAUCGACCGGCCCACAUCUACGGUGGGGGAUAUUUUUGGGAAAAGCUGAUCCUCGCGUUGGGUAUCGGGAUCGUGAACAAUAA